Messenger RNA from Morus notabilis, 819 nucleotides. Its product is annotated as BTB/POZ domain-containing protein At3g56230. Bases 1 to 819 code for a protein of 272 amino acids. Gene Ontology annotation, molecular function: protein binding. The transcript has 3 exons. NCBI's taxonomy places the organism in Eukaryota, Viridiplantae, Streptophyta, Magnoliopsida, Rosales, Moraceae. The record is from RefSeq and is a predicted model, not a curated record.
AUGGAUUGCGUUAUUUGUGCUUCAGUUCCUCACAUUUUUAGGCCUCCGAGGAAUACAAUAUGUGGGACAUGCUAUGAGGGAGCAAGGAAAAUUCUCAACACCCUUGAAGAGCAAAUGAAAGAAAACGACAACACAAAUCUGCACCAGUCACUCAUGAAUGUCUGGAGACGCCUGUCUGCUAUAACAGAUGCUAUAGACGACCAGAAUGAGAGGACAAAGUUCCUCAGUACUGGGCCUGCACUUGCACUUAAAGAGCAAAUUCACCCAGAUAUAUUCGUCAAGCCAGGCAGUAAUGGGCCUUCCAUACCAGCCCAUAAAGCCAUAUUGGCAAUAAGAUCAGAAGUCUUGAAAAACAUGCUAGACUCAGAUAGCUGCAAAGCACCAGCAAACGACACCAUUACGCUGUCGGAAUUGAGCUACGAAGAGCUUAAAUCUCUUCUUGAGUUCCUCUACAGCGGGAGUUUACCCGAAGAGAAGAUGAAAAAACAUGUGUACGCUUUGUCACUUGCAGCCGACAAGUACAACAUCCCGUACUUGCAGAAGAUGUGCGAGCGCCACAUGCUCGAUUCCUUGUCUUUGUCGAAUGCUCUCAAAAUCUUGGAGGUCUCGGACGUUUGUUCUUUCCGGCGAUUGAAAGAAACCGUCUUGAAAUUCGUAGGGAAAAACAUGAGAGAGAUUAUAUUUUCUCCUGCCUAUGAUGCCUUUGCUCUUAAGAACCCGCAUUUAGGCGUGGAGAUUACUAGGGCCUUGUUAAAUAAGGACGCCAAAAAUGCUGGAGAUCGCUUUCUUGAAGAGGCUGAAAAUUCAGAUGCAGAGUGA